AUGGGCGUCUCCCGCACCAUCGCUGCCCACUGCGGCCUCCCGGACAUCCAGCUUCGCCUCACCAGCGAUGAGCGAGAGAUUGAGGAAUUCCUCCUGGGAUGGCACGACCGCUACCAUUUCGGCUUGGACAUGGAGUGGAAGCCCGGCUUCAUCAAGGGGGCGCCGCCAAGUCGAUCGGCCAUCCUGACGAUCUGCAAUGGCCCGUGGGUGCUGGCCGUCGACCUAGUUCCAAUGCGGAGGAAAUGGCCGAAGCCUUUGUUCGAUGCUCUUUGGAGCUUCCUCGAAAACGAGCUGCACACCUUCUAUGGUAUGGGCCUCGCUGCUGAUGCGGCGCGGCUGGCACUCGAGUUCGACUGCGUGGUCCAAGGCAUCGACUUCUUGACCGCCUGGCCGAAGCAGAUUGUCUUGAAAGGAGGACUGGAGGGCCUCGGAAACAGCCUGCUGGGGACAUCAGUCAAGCAAAGCAAGGCCGUCACCCGCUCAAACUGGGACCAGAGGCCACUCUCCGAGCAGCAGCUCACCUACUUGGCCGAAGAUGCGUACCUAUCCUGGAAGAUCAUGAAGCACCUAGCUUCCUUGACACCGGCAAGGGAGGAGUGGCUCAUCACCAUGACGGACAUGUACACACAUGGUCAGGAAUUCAUCCGUCACGGCUUGUACGUCGAGGAUGCCUGCCACGACUGGACACAAGCGAUGCACGAGCCGCUUGUCAAGUCGUUUGCUUUUUUUGUCGAAGAGCCGUGGGGCGUACGAGGAGGGAGGGGUCCCUUUUUCGCCUCGGCGUGA
Symbiodinium natans is the source of this 786-nucleotide messenger RNA. Lineage: Eukaryota; Dinophyceae; Suessiales; Symbiodiniaceae. The record is from the annotation of a GenBank genome assembly.